Messenger RNA from Apis dorsata (giant honeybee), 2810 nucleotides. RefSeq lists its product as uncharacterized. Gene Ontology annotation, molecular function: DNA-binding transcription factor activity, RNA polymerase II-specific; transcription cis-regulatory region binding. The record is from RefSeq and is a predicted model, not a curated record. Gene Ontology annotation, biological process: regulation of transcription by RNA polymerase II. Lineage: Eukaryota; Metazoa; Arthropoda; Insecta; Hymenoptera; Apidae. Bases 140 to 1783 code for a protein of 547 amino acids. Gene Ontology annotation, cellular component: nucleus. The transcript is spliced from 3 exons.
ACAGGGUGGCGUUGUAAUGCAAAAAAUUAUAAACAAAUGUACCUAUCUUUGAAUUGAUUGAACAUUGAAUUAGCCACUUAACGGCGGUAGUUUGUAUACAUUGUAUACAUGUUUAAGUGUCGCGGAAAAAUAACCUCUAAUGGAAAAAAUUAAACCCGUACAAAAUAAUAUAUCAAAAUGUAUCAAAACUAUCUGUCCAUCACCGGAGCAACUUAGCAUAAUAACGAAUAAUAUAAAAUGCGAAAAAUGUGGACUCGUAUUUAAAAAUGAACCGCGAUAUCGGUUACAUGACCUUAAAGUACAUCAGCGUAAAAAUUUAGAUAAAACGAUAAAAGAAAAUGUACAGUAUCAUUGUCCAGUAGAAUCGUGUAUUUAUGCUCCAAAAGCAGAAAGACAUUUUAGUACUAUGAAAUAUCUUAAACAGCAUUACCUUAAAGUACAUGCAAAAAAAACAUAUGCAUGUACUCGUUGUGACAAAAGCUUUUCUACUGAAGCAGCAAAGGAAGGACAUAUGAGAAUAUGUGGAAUUGAGUUCGUAUGUUCUUGUUUAAAAACUUAUACUUCUUAUGAAGCCUUGCUUACACAUGCAAAACGAUCAUUACAUACUAUAGAUGAUAAAUAUAAAAAUUUUUUAAGACGCACAAAUUCUAAAGCAAUGAGAUUGAUUUUACCAACUAGUCAAACAGAAAUAAAUAAACUAAUUACAAUACUACCAACAAAUCAAAAUGAAAAUAGAAUAUCAGAUAAUAAUGGUUCUAUACAGAAAUUAACAUUAGAUAUUGGUAUACAAACUGAUGAAUAUAAAAAGAAUAAAAGAAUAUCAAGUCCAUUAAAACAUAUUAACAAUAGUUAUUAUCAUAAUGGAAAACGUGGAAUAUCUAAACAAACGCAGACAAGUAUUUUCCAAAAAGUUAAACAAAAUGUAAUAUCCAUGGAAACACAAACUACACAAGCUUCACAAGCAUUUAAGAAUGCAUUAAAACUUCAAAAACAUGGAAGAAAUUCUGUAUCUCAAAAUUCUGAUUAUACACUGUUAAAGGAAGACCUUAAUCUUGGCAAUUUUACAGCUGCAAAUUUAUUUCCUGGUAGUCCAUUACCACUUCGUCAUGAUGAUGGAUUACAAGAUUUUUGGGAAGAAAAGAGUACAUCAGGUACUCAAACAAUACCUGAAAAAGACAUGUUUGAAGUUCUAAAUGAUAAUGUUACUCAAACAGAAUUUGAAACAUUUUAUGAACAUAGUACAAAUCCAUUAAUGCAGUGUACUCCAAAGAGUACAGUUGCUUUAAUGACUUUACCUUAUGUUGAAGAAACAUCGAAUGUUGAAGGAUAUUCCUUUGUAUCUUCAGAUAGUAUAUCACGAUCAGAUCCCAUGCUUACAGAUAAAACUUUUGAUGACAAAUUUAGCAGUAUAGAAACUCAAACAGAACAAGCUUAUUCAUUUUUUGAUUCAGAUCCUUUAACUAGAUCAUUUGCUUUAAGUUCUAUUGAAACACAAACUACAAAUAAUAUUGAUAACAUGGAACAGUUAUUAUAUAAUAAUACAUGCACGCAAACUUGCGAUGAAAUACUACCAACUGAUCUAGGAUUAUCUAAUAUUCAAACACAAACACCUUGGACUCAACUUGAAGAUACUACUGUUUCUGCUGAAACACAAACAAAAUCUUUGAUAUGUGAAACAGGUUGCAAUAUUUCAAUAGGUGCAUGUCGUUCAUGGUUGAGUACUCAAACUAGUCAUACUGAAACACAAACUGAUUUACUUAGUAUUUUUGAAAGUCUUCAAUAAUAAAGUAUUUAAUUUUUGUGCAGAUGGUGAUAUAACAAUUGAUAUUUAAGUAAUUUGCAUUUGGUAUUGUAAAAUAAGACUAAUUUUUCGUAUUGUUAUUUAGUACUUUGGUAUUUUUUAUAUUUUAUUACAAACUAAUUAUAUGUAUUUAAGUUCCUGUAUAUGUGCAAUUUGUUAAUGAAAUAUUACGUGCAUUGAUUGAGAACUGCAUUUUCUUAAAAAGAAUAUUUUAAAUUUACUGUAUUAUACAGUAUCCACACUGCCAUAAUUUUAAAAUAUGUAUUGUUUAUACAUAUGUUUCCAGAAUAAAAUCAUACACAUUGCAGGCAAUGUAGUUACAUGUAACUUAUUAAAAUAUUAAUUUAAGAUCCUCAUAAUGGAAAAAAUAUUAUUAAUUUUCAAUUUAAAUUUUAAGGGGGCAAAUAAGCCUUGAAAUUUUUUUUUAUAAAUCAAACGUAAUCUAAUUUUAAAUAAUAAUUAAAUUAAUGAAUUUAAUGAAAAGGUAUUUGAGAUAAUAAUAAUCAAAUUAUUGCAGCUCAAAAUAAAUUAUUAAUAUAAAAUUGAUAAUAAAAUAUUUUUAUAAAUAUUGAUCCACAAGUUUUAAAAUGUUUAUGAUGUUAAUGUAUUAUGAAAACAUAAAAUAUUGUGUUAUUAUAUUAUAAAUACAUGAUUUUUAACUUUUAAUGUAUUUAAAUAGAUGUAUGAUUUUUAGAUUUAAAUAUUUGUAAUCAUUCGUAUAUCAACUUUCGUACAAAGGCAAUUUUCAAAAAUUUAAUUUGUUUGUAUAUAUAUGUAUUAUUAUUAUACAUUGUUUAGAAAAACAUUUGUCAAUCGUAAUUACAAUCUUAUUCAUUAGGAGAUUCAUGUUUCUGAGACUCAAGAGUCAUGUACCCCCUUAAAUAGAAAAAUACAUGAAGAAUCUUUUGCUUUAAAUAUAAUUGUUUAACUGAUAGUUUCAACAUUUACAAAGAAAUUGAACAUGUAAUCUGAAACUGUACACGUAACAUUGUUACAAUAACUAUUAAAA